Messenger RNA from Euleptes europaea (tarantolino), 1050 nucleotides. It is a transcript of the gene B4GALT1, whose product is annotated as beta-1,4-galactosyltransferase 1. Gene Ontology annotation, biological process: protein N-linked glycosylation; carbohydrate metabolic process. The record is from RefSeq and is a predicted model, not a curated record. The transcript is spliced from 6 exons. Lineage: Eukaryota; Metazoa; Chordata; Lepidosauria; Squamata; Sphaerodactylidae. The coding region runs from base 1 to 1032 and encodes 343 amino acids. Gene Ontology annotation, molecular function: cytoskeletal protein binding; beta-N-acetylglucosaminylglycopeptide beta-1,4-galactosyltransferase activity.
AUGAAGGAGCUGCCGGGGUCGUGGCUGCAGAAGGCGUGCCGCCUGCUGGUGGUCUUCUGCGCCCUCCACCUCUCCGCCGUCCUCUUCUACUACCUGGCCGGCCACGCGCGCGGCCGCCCGGAGCCGCCCCCCCGCGGCCGGCCCCCCUCCCGGCCGGGGGCCAGCGCCCCCCCGCGGCCGGAGACGCCGCCGGCCCCCCGGACGGCCAACCUCUCCCACUGCCCGGACCCCUCCCCGCUGCUGGUUGGCCCGUUGCGUGUAGAGUUCUCUCACCCUGUGAGCUUGAAGAAGGUGGAGGAGGAAAACCCAGACUUGAGGGAAGGAGGCCGCUACACCCCAAAGGACUGCAUAGCACUGCAGAAAGUAGCCAUUAUUAUCCCAUUCAGAAACCGGGAUGAACACUUGAGAUACUGGCUGUACUAUUUGCAUCCAAUCCUUCAAAGACAACAGCUUGAUUAUGGUAUAUAUGUAAUUAACCAGGGAGGAGAAGAAACAUUCAACCGUGCGAAACUUCUGAACAUAGGCUUCAUCGAAGCUUUGAAAGAAUACGAUUACGACUGCUUUGUGUUCAGCGACGUUGAUCUGGUUCCUAUGGACGACCGAAAUACCUACAAGUGUUACGACCAGCCCAGGCAUCUCUCUGUGUCUAUGGACAAGUUUGGAUUUAGCUUACCUUACAACCAGUAUUUUGGCGGGGUGUCUGCCUUAAGCAAGGAGCAGUUUGAAAAAAUCAAUGGGUUCCCCAAUAAUUAUUGGGGUUGGGGAGGAGAAGAUGAUGAUAUUUAUAACAGGCUCGUUUUUAAAGGUAUGGGAGUCUCUCGUCCAGAUGCUACCAUCGGGAAAUGCAGAAUGAUUCACCACUCAAGAGACAACAAAAACGAGCCCAACCCACAGAGGUUUACCAAGAUUGCUCACACAAAGGAGACAAUGAAUUCGGAUGGCUUGAACACUCUGUCAUACAAGGCGGUGAAGAUUGAAAGAUUCUACUUGUAUACAAAAAUCACUGUGGAUGUUGGGUCACCAAAAAGCUAGUAUCGAGAGGCGUAACAG